CCUGCACCAAUCAGACGUUUCCCCAUGGCUCUGCUUUACCGGAGCUUAAAAUGGGUCAUGAUCUUAAUAAGGAGUGAGUUUUAAUACUGAUACAGGAAAGAGAAAGAGGCAGUGGAUCUCACAGAGACACAGACAUCACUACAGCCUAAAGAGAGACGAAGACCGAGGGGGCAGAGAGAGGACGAGUUCCACAGAACACCGCCGCAGAACCACACGGGACCGACCUGGGAAGGACAGAGACAGGAAAAAACUAAUCCAGACCGGACCCGGCCAUCCCGCAACGGAAAACUUUACACACUCCAGCUGUAAGAGCAGGAUCAAAGCGGAGGCCUCUGUGCAAAAUGUCUAAACAGCCAUCAACAAAUGUAAAAGCUUUACAGGCCAACCUCAAUAUUCCGAUGGGAGCUUUGCGUCCGGGAGCGGGACAUCCUGUGAAGAGGAAAGAGGAGACACAGGACACAGAGGAGGUACCGGCCGUCACUCCGGAAGAAAAGAAGCACCUUCCUGGUGCUGUGAAACUUCCAGGGCCGGCGGUUAACCUUUCCGAGAUCCAGAAUGUCAAAAGCGAGCUCAGAUGGGUCACUAAAGACUAGACACACUCAGGUGACCCCAGCUUGCUCGUGUUAAGGAAGGAGACAGACAGCUCCACCAGCUCUACCUAUUCCAUUACUGAUUCUAUAAGACAAUCUCCAUCAACUCCCAAAUUUCCAGCUACUGAAAACAAGACACCCAUCCUUCAAUGAACUGCAAUAUCUUGUCAAAGGUUUCCAUCCCUGCAACCCACAUAGCAAAUUUUUUUCUGGUUCAAGAAUGGAUUCACAUAAUCCGCCACAUAAAAAUCCCAGACUGCAGUUAUCCCAAUUGCUUGUGAAUUCAUGGUCUAGAACACAUUUCAGAUCUGGUCUCUGAAUCUGAGCCAUCUCAAAGGCUAGAUACUGAACAAAAUUAUGGUUCAAGAAUGGCUUAGGCUAUAUUGGCAGAUUAGAGCCACAUAGCAGCCAUGAUAGUCCCAAAUCCGUGCCAGCAGUCGUCUCUAAUAACAUGUAGACGUUGCUAUCAAAUCUCAGCCAUCUCUCACCAUCAAGAUACUGCAAAGAAUACGGUGCAGGAAUGUCUGAGACUGGUUCUCCAAGUUACAGCUGCAUAACUGUCAUAACAGUACCAACGCUUAGCCAUUAGUCAUCCCUAAUAUUCACGCUUUAUCCAUUUGCAACUUCAGUAUCAAAUCUCAGCCCUGAUACUGAGAAGAGUGUGGCCCAAGAAUGAUCCAAACUUCUUCUCCAGAUUAGAGCGCUAUAAUGGCCAUAUUAGUACAGAAUCUCAGACUGCAGUUAUUGCUAUUGUUGGUGCAUACAUAAGAUAGAACCAAUUAACAAUAUGGUACUGAAUCUCAUCCAUCUCUAAGCCCAAAUAUUGCAAAUAAUGAUGGUCCAGACUGGUUCUCCAUCUGAGAGCUGCAUAACAGCCAUUAUAGUAGCAAAUCCCAGCAAACAUUCAUCCCUGUUACUGGAACUUACACAAACCGAAACCUUGUUUAUAUCUGCUACAAAAUCUUAGCCAUUGUUUGGCUCAGAACUCACAAAGAAUUAUGACCUAAUAAUUAUGUAGAUUAGAGUGGCCCAGAUACUGCAAACAAUAUUGUCCAAGAAUGGUCCAGACUGGUUCUCCAUCUUAGAUUAGCGCUGCAUAACAGUACCAAAUCCCAGCAAACAGUCAGUAUUGUAGGUUUCUCUUGACCCAGAUACCACAAAGAAUGAUGGCCCAAGAAGGCCCAGAAUAACUCACCAGUGAAGGAAAAAACAGGAAGGUCAUGCCAUGGUCAACCAAAUUUCAAACAUUUUGGACGUUUUGUAUACUGCGAAGAUUACGGCCCAAGAAUGGUACCAAAUCCUCUCUUAGAAACCUCAAAGAAUGUUGACCACCUAGAUUACAGCAGCCAAUCAGUCAUAAUAGUACAAAAUCCCAGCCAGCAAUCAUCACUGUUACUCAUUUAUGGUACUGAAUUGCAGCCAUCUCUUGACCCAGAUACCACAAAGAAUGAUGGCUCAUGAUGACUCCGAUUUGACUACCAGAUGAGGCAAAAAACAACAAGGCCAAACAAAUCGCAAGCAUUUUGGACAAAUUCCCAAACAGCCCACAUGCUGUUUACCAUCAGAGAUGCGGCACCAUCAAUGUCAGACAUGGCACCAUGCCGACACUAUGCCCCCUGACUUGAUGAUGGUUCUCGACCAGACAAUUUUGCUAUGUAGGUAUUAAAGCACAUGACUCAAACAUGAUGAAAACCAUAAACUGCACAUUUUACACAGAAUCAUGGCAAGUAACCACUUAUAUUUCUGUUCUCUUUUAUAUCUCCUGUUUUAAAUCUAAAGCGUGUGUUUUAGCAAUGGUCUGAUUUCAUAAGAGAUCUGCAAGCUCCUUUGCUGCCAUGUGUGAAGUCACAUAUUUAAAUUCCUUUUAUAGAGCCUGAAUCGUAAUGUAGCAUGAUGAUUAGUCUGUGUUGUUCGUGUUAAUAGUGGCAAAUGUCGUCUCACUUCAUUUAUUCCGAACAAAUGUGAGACACUGAAAAACAUGUUUUCAUACUUCAUGGCCUUUUCUUUUGAACCACUAUAUAUUUUUUUGCCUUUCCUUGCCAUUGUUCUCUGGCUUAGUUUUGAGACCGUGUAGGCUGACAUGCAAUAAAAACACGAUUUCUCAGUGUCACGAUGUAGGAGGGUGAAGCAAUCACAUGUUGUCUUUGAGCAAACAGAACUGAAUUUCCAACACUUUGUCACUGUUUUAUUAGCUCUUAAAUGUGAUAUUUGUGAAGAACAUUUUCUCUCUUUAUUUCUCCUGUUGAACAGCAGCACAUCAGUGAAAGUGUCCUUAUUGAAGAUUCUGAGUUCUGACCAGAGUUAGAAGGGCUAAAAGAAAAUAAUGAUAUCAUGUGUGAAGUAUAAUAAACACUUGGGUCAAAAAUAAAAUGUCAUGCCACAUAA
Molecule: messenger RNA, 2975 nt
Organism: Pangasianodon hypophthalmus (striped catfish)
Lineage: Eukaryota; Metazoa; Chordata; Actinopteri; Siluriformes; Pangasiidae
Gene: smpx
Product: small muscle protein X-linked
Exons: 6
Coding region: 342-593 (83 amino acids)
Cellular component (GO): costamere; muscle tendon junction; M band
Source: RefSeq, a predicted model, not a curated record